GCUGACGGCGGUGAAAUCUCCAGGCGCUGAAACUUGGGACUGUGUUGUUGAUAGAAACUGGGGUAAAUGUCGGAGAGUUUGUGCGGAGUCACGGUCCUGACACUCGGUGGGAUUAUAUAACCACACACUGGCCGGUUAACUGCUCCUCAGCGCCUCUUUACAUUCAACCUGUCCGAGUUUUCCGAGAAACAAAUGGGUGAAAAUGAGGAGAAGAGCCCCGAUGGAGUCAGAUAUUUCAGACUGUCAGAGAUCGAGGAGCAGAACACGUUCAGAUCAACCUGGAUCAUCAUCCACAACAAAGUCUACGAUGUCACCAAGUUUCUGGAAGAGCACCCCGGAGGAGAGGAGGUGCUGAGGGAGCAGGCGGGUGGAGACGCCACCGAGAGCUUCGAGGACGUCGGACACUCCACGGACGCCAGAGAGAUGGCCAGCGCCAUGGUGAUCGGAGAGCUGCACCCGGACGACAGAGACAAGAUCGCCAAACCUGUGGAAACACUGGUGACCACAUUGAAGGAGGAGACCAGCUGGUGGUCUAACUGGCUGAUUCCCGCUCUGGUGGCGGCCAUCGUCACGCUCAUGUACCGCAUCUACACCAUGGACAGCGAGUGACAUCAUCAUCAGCACCUCAACAAGACGAGCGCUGCAGCCAUUUUCCCAAACCUGUGAUUGACAGCCGAACCAGCCAAUGGCAGCGAGCGGACGCUGCGGCUCCAGACUGACGACCGUCUGACCCGUGGAUUAAAAACAGUCUCAGAGGGAAACCAUCACUACAAUACCCAUGAUUCAUUUCAUGCUGUUUAAACAACCAAAAUGUUAAUGAAGUCAUUUACCUUGUUGAAUUUAUGAAACAUGUUGAAAUAUGGUUUUAUGAAAUCUGUGAUUUGAAAUCUUGUAGAAAAGCAGUGGAUGUGUAAUUACCUGUAUCUUUUUAUAUCUUUGUCACUGAAUGUAAAUGAGUUUAUAAAUAUGCAGAGCGUCA
This is a messenger RNA of Lates calcarifer (barramundi perch), 979 nucleotides long. RefSeq names its product cytochrome b5 (gene cyb5a). Bases 193 to 609 code for a protein of 138 amino acids. Gene Ontology annotation, molecular function: heme binding. The transcript is spliced from 5 exons. Gene Ontology annotation, cellular component: membrane; intracellular membrane-bounded organelle. Lineage: Eukaryota; Metazoa; Chordata; Actinopteri; Centropomidae. The record is from RefSeq and is a predicted model, not a curated record.